Molecule: messenger RNA, 294 nt
Organism: Danaus chrysippus (African queen)
Lineage: Eukaryota; Metazoa; Arthropoda; Insecta; Lepidoptera; Nymphalidae
Source: the annotation of a GenBank genome assembly
AUGAUGAAACUCAUCGUCCUCGCCUUCGCGCUCGUCUCCAUGGUAUCAGCCAAGCCAGCUCUGGUCGCCGCUCCUCUGGUGGCCGCCCCAGCUCCUAUUGUGACAGCCAGCAGCUCUCAGUACUUCCACCGCAUUAACAAUGGUCUCGCUGCCUACGUCGCUGCUCCUGCCGCCUACGUCGCAUCAGCUCCCUAUGUAGCUGCCUCCUCUCCUUAUAUCGCCGCGUCACCUUAUGUAGCAUCUCCCUAUGUCGCGUCUCCCUACGUCGCUUCCCCUGCUGUUGUUGCUGUUUAA